AUGAACCAUGGAGUGUUGGAUGAAGGGAUGAGGAUGAUGAAGGAGAACGUGCAAGGGUUCUUCGAUCUGCCCCACCACGAGAAGCAAAAGUCAGCCCAGAAACCCGGAAGUCUCGAAGGUUACGGGCAGGCUUUCGUCACCUCUCACGACCGGAAGCUGCAGUGGAACGACGCGAUCUUCCUCAAAUGCCAUCCUGCUCAUGCGAGAAAUCUCGAUCUGUGGCCAAAAAAUCCCCCGGAAUUCAGGCGGAUUGGAUCUGUUGACGAAAAGUUUCGGAGAAGGGAAAUACGAGGUCGGGAUGAAUUACUACCCAGCAUGCCCGUAACCCGAGAGAGCAAUAGGCUGUUGCCACAUGCCGACAUCUCGGGGAUCACCCCCGUUGACGGAGUGUGGCGACAUCCACGCCUUCGGGUCCUUAGCAAGGACAACUGCUGGGUCACGGUUCCACCCGUUCCCGGCGGCAUCGUCGUGAAUUUAGGUCAAAUCAUGGAGGUUUACAGCAAUGGCACGCACAGAGCGCCGAAUCACAGAGCACUGGUGAACAAAGAGAAGGAGAGGGUGUCCAUAGCAACCUUUUGCUAUCCCGCCCGUCUGUUCGGCCGGACCUUCUCCCGGCUCCUCGCAGCCACCGGACUCCCCCUAUCUACCAAAACCCUCUCGAACUCGGAGAAUUCCUGCGGUGCUUCUUAA
This is a messenger RNA of Eucalyptus grandis, 690 nucleotides long. RefSeq names its product S-norcoclaurine synthase 1-like. Bases 1 to 690 code for a protein of 229 amino acids. The record is from RefSeq and is a predicted model, not a curated record. Lineage: Eukaryota; Viridiplantae; Streptophyta; Magnoliopsida; Myrtales; Myrtaceae. The transcript has 2 exons.